Messenger RNA from Scophthalmus maximus (turbot), 4370 nucleotides. RefSeq names its product ret proto-oncogene receptor tyrosine kinase (gene ret). Gene Ontology annotation, cellular component: axon; signaling receptor complex; membrane. Lineage: Eukaryota; Metazoa; Chordata; Actinopteri; Pleuronectiformes; Scophthalmidae. Bases 211 to 3540 code for a protein of 1109 amino acids. Gene Ontology annotation, molecular function: transmembrane receptor protein tyrosine kinase activity; calcium ion binding; ATP binding. The transcript is spliced from 20 exons. Gene Ontology annotation, biological process: protein phosphorylation; multicellular organism development; positive regulation of kinase activity. The record is from RefSeq and is a predicted model, not a curated record.
UGGAGCCGCACACAGCAGCGCGUCGCCGGGACACUGAGGAUCCAUCCGUCUGCCCGGAGCCGCGCGCACGGGGCGCACACUGGUUUCUACAGCACCUCCGAUUCUUUUUCCAGUUUUGACUUGUUUCUGUUUUCCUUCUGCCAAGGGGAACUUGAUCUUUUUUUCUUUCUUUCCCCCCCAUUCAGAAACUUUUACUUAUGGUUCGCGAAAAUGGGGUUAAGUUGUGGUUUCUCUCGUGGAAACGUCGCUGCGCUGCUGCUGCUUCUGUUGGAAGGAGUGACAGGGCUGUACUUCCCUCAGAAUGAGUACAUCGAGACGGUAUAUGUCGGCCAGCCGGCAGGUACGCCCAUCCUCCAGGUCCACGCCAUGCUGGACAGCGACUCUGAGCGGCCGCAUUUCUACCUGUGCUGGAGCUCGCUCCGACGUCCAGCGUACAGCUCCUGGUUCCACCUGGACGUCAACACUGGAAUACUGUCUUUAAACAAAACCCUGGAGGAGAGCGACUUCACCAUCCCAAAUCAACAUUCGUGGUCCGUGAAGAAGUUGGGCCUGCACGCCACGGUUUUGCCCAAUUUCUCCAGGAAGCCCCAUUGCGUCAACAAAAACUCCCCUCGCAUCACUUUGGACUUUGUCAACGCCACGCUGCCGCAGUGUGCCCAGACAGAUAUGAAGGAACUAUGCUUCCCCCACAGAGACACCUCCAACCCGCACAUAAUGGAGAACAGGUUCCCCGGGGCCAUAAGGCAACUCCGACGUCUCACCAGACUCAACGUCUGCCCCAACCACACCAUCUCUUACAACGUGGAGUCAGAUGCCCCUGCACCCUUUGCUGUAAACGAGAACACCACAGAGCUGGUGGUGACCGCGCCGCUGGACCGCGAGGAGAGUGAAUGCUACCGACUCCUGCUGGUCUGCACAGUCCGAACAGAGACGGUCAUCACCAAGGUGGAAACGUCCCUGGACGUGUUUGUCAUGGACGAGGAUGAUAACGCACCGUAUGUGAACGGCACAGACACAACAGACAUCAUCAUCAGCUUCAAUCGGACAAAGGGUGGCUCUUUUGGAACCUUGUUUGUCUUUGACAGGGAUUUAACACCCAUCUAUCACAUAGACAAGAGUCACAGUAAGUAUGUGGGGACCUUGCUCAACAGCGACGGGUGGAUAAAUAAAACAUUCGACAUAAAAGGCACCUUCAGUGAAAAGAAAGCGGCCCAUGGAGGCAUUCGAGAGACCGUCCACGACUACCAGCUUGUCCUGAAGAGGAGCCUGUACGUAAACGAGAAUCGCACCGUGCAGCUGGACUACCUGGUCAAUGACACAACCUAUCCUGGUCUAGAGGGAACAGUGUUGCUGCACUUCAACAUCACCAUCUUACCAGUCCACAUCCGCUUCGCAAACAUCACACAGAUGUUCACACCGACACGCAGAGCUUCUGUUUAUGCGCAGGUUGGCAGAGUGUGUGUGGAGAACUGCCAGCAGUUUGACGGCUUCAGUGUCACAUACCGACUCGAGGUGCCAGAUAAGAAUAUGUCUGCUGACUUGCAGUCCUGCCAUGCGGCCAUAAGCAUCACACAGGCUCCCAUCGAGAUGUGGGGACUGCUCUAUGUGAACGACUCGGAGGCGUUGCGCAGGCCCGAGUGCCAGGAACUGCAGUACUUUGUCGUAGCCCGGGAGGAGCACACACAGCAGGAGGCCAGCACACAGAUCCACAUCAUACUUGAUGGUGAAGUGAGCAAGGCCAACCAGGAAAGCCAGCAGAUCCUGUCUUGUGCAGAAAACAGACGACGAGGAGACUGCGAGUCUGUCCGAGGCCUGGGGGCGACAACAGGCAGAUGUCAGUGGAGGCAAGGCACAGAGAAAGGAAUAUCGGAAAACUACUCGACCUGCUCUCCUGACCUGCGGACAUGCCCGGAUAGCGUUUGUGAUGCGGUGGAAAGCAAAGAUUCGUCAAUAUGUCCCCAAGACUGUACAAAGGAAACUGUCAUCGGAGGUCAUGAACGAGGCGUGGGGAACGGGAUCAAGGCUGGAUAUGGAACCUGCUACUGCUACUCCGAAAGAUGUUUCUGUGAGAAGGAAGAUAUUGAGGAGGCGAUAUGUGACGACAUGUGUAAGACCAUCAUCGCCACGUCUCUGCUGCUCUCCUUCGUCGUCUCCAUCCUCCUGUCCUCAUACUUCAUUCACCGGUAUCACAAGAACUCGCCCAAGCCUCCGAUCGCCUCUGCAGAGAUGACAUUCCGUCGGCCAGCUCAGGCCUAUCCCAUCAGCUUCAAUGCCAACAACUUACGCCGGGGCUCACAGGAUUCAAUCGAGCCUGACACCUUUAAAAUACCUGAGGAUCCAAAGUGGGAGUUUCCUCGUAAAAACCUUGUACUUGGCAAGACUUUAGGAGAAGGGGAGUUUGGAAAAGUUGUCAAGGCAACAGCUUUCAGGCUGAAAGGAAAAGCAGGUUACACCACUGUUGCUGUGAAAAUGCUUAAAGAAAACGCCUCGCACAGUGAGCUGCGUGACCUGCUUUCAGAAUUCACUUUACUGAAGCAAGUCAAUCAUCCGCACGUCAUAAAGAUGUUUGGAGCAUGCAGCCAGGAAGGUCCAUUGUAUCUGAUUGUGGAGUACGCCAAGUACGGCUCACUCCGCAACUUCCUGCGCGAGAGUCGGAAAGUUGGCCCGAGCUACAUGGGCAGGGACGCCAACCGAAACUCCAGCUACCUGGAGAACCCGGACGACAGGGCGCUCACCAUGGGUGACCUGAUCUCCUUUGCAUGGCAGAUCUCCAGGGGCAUGCAGUACCUGGCUGAAAUGAAGCUUGUUCACAGGGACCUCGCAGCACGAAACGUCCUGGUGGCUGAGGGAAGGAAGAUGAAGAUCUCAGACUUUGGCCUCUCCAGAGAUGUGUAUGAAGAGGACUCGUAUGUGAAGAGGAGCAAGGGCCGUAUUCCUGUGAAAUGGAUGGCAAUAGAAUCCCUGUUUGAUCACAUUUACACAACGCAAAGUGAUGUCUGGUCCUUUGGUGUGCUGCUGUGGGAGAUAGUGACACUAGGAGGAAAUCCAUACCCAGGAAUCGCUCCCGAACGCCUCUUUAACCUCCUCAAGACCGGCUACAGAAUGGAGAGACCAGAGAACUGCUCGGAGGAAAUGUACAACCUCAUGCUCCGCUCCUGGAAACAAGAAGCAGAGAAGAGGCCGACGUUCUCAGACAUCAGCAAGGAGCUCGAAAAGAUGAUGGUGAAGAGUCGGGAUUACCUGGACCUGGCGGCGUCCACGCCAGCCGACGCCCUGCUGUACGACGACGCUCUCUCUGAAGAGGACACUCCACUAGUGGACUGUAAUAACGCCCCUCUCCCUCGAACCCUCCCCUCCACAUGGAUUGAAAACAAGCUCUAUGGCAUGUCAUACCCGAACUGGCCUGAGAAGAGCCCGGUACCGCUCAACAGACAUGAUGCCACUAAUCCAGUCUUUACAAGAUAUGCCAAUGAUAGUGUUUAUGCAAACUGGAUGGCUUUGCCUUCACCCGCAAAAGCUGUGGACAAGCUUGAUAGCUAAAGACAAACCGACACUGUAGAAAAGAUGACUAAUUGGUAGAUGUAUAUAUUUCUAUACGACUGUGUACAUACGAUCUGAUGCUAAAGUUGGUUCCCUUUUAUUUCUGUUGCAUGGGUAUCCAAGGUUUUAAACUGAGGUCUUUUUUGCUGCAAAACUGGCCGGAUCAACAUAGACCAUGCUUCAUUCUGCUCUUCAGUAUGUUAAUUAUUACCUCAUGGGUCACGUUGGCCAAGCUGUAUCACUGCAUGACUAGUGUACCAGAUUGUAUGUCAGUGUCAAUGUCUUUUAAGUGCCUGUGCCGCUUCUACAAUAGCCUCCACUUGUUAAUGUGCGACUGCGAAGAUCUUGCUCCAGCCCAGGAAUUAAAGGGGAACGUCUUUACCAUCACCUGUUAUAGACAGCUGGGAUUGAGGGGACAAUAAAAUAAAUAAAUGUUGAACUUGAAAAAUGUAAAGUUUCUACUGUAGGAGGAUUGUGCUCCUCGAAAUGUCAAAGGCCCAUUUUGUGUUUCUCCCACAAGAUGUUUCAAAGCUGUUGUUGCCAAAGAAAAAAGUAACGCAGUCGUGUUCAGUGAACGUUUUUUCUGGCUUUUUGUUUUUUAUUAUUAUUUUUUACAUGAAAAAAUAUCAACUAGUGAGUGCUACUCCAGUGUACGGACAUAACACUUAAUGUAGAUUGUAACCAUGUCCAACAUACAGUUCACUUUUUGAUCCACUGUUAAUGCAAUCUUUGUGGGAAAAGUAUGAUUAUGUAAACUAAGGAGUGUUAUCAUUGUUAUGUUGUUAUUAUUUGAUUAUGUUACAAUUAAUAAUAAACAUUAAAAAUGUGAA